GGAAGUGUUUGUCCUGUUUCGGCAGGCUGAACAAAGUGACGUGAGGAGGAGGAGGAGGAGGCUUGUGUUCAUGUCAGUAUCAGCGACAAUCCUGUCAACAAACUCACACAGAGUGAGAUUCAUUCCGUUCACUAAAUGGACAUCUCUUGACAGAAGACUUUUUAGUUCGAGGAAAGCGCUUAUACUCAAGAACUACAGAGUAAAUGUCAUCGGAGCUCUGACCCCUGGAUCCUCCACCCCAGUCCCAUAUAAAUGUCGAGUGGUGAAGCCAUGACUACCGUCAACAUUACCAGAGAUAUCCUGCACAGGCAGAUCAGGGACAAGAGGGCGUCAGGCUUCCAAAGGUCCUAUCAUGUGACUGACCCCUUCAUCAAGAGACUCGGACUGGAAGCUGAGCUUCAGGGUCAUACAGGCUGUGUGAACUGUUUGGAGUGGAAUGAACGAGGAGAUCUACUGGCCUCGGGCUCAGAUGAUCAACAUGCCAUCAUUUGGGAUCCGUUCAAACACAAGAAGCUCACAACUAUGCACACAGGUCAUGCAGCAAAUAUAUUUUCUGUAAAGUUCCUCCCUCACUCCGGAGACAGAAUUUUGAUAACAGGCGCGGCUGACACAAAGGUCCAUGUGCAUGACGUGACAGUGAAGGAAACCAUCCACAUGUUUUCUGAUCAUACCAACAGAGUCAAACGUAUCGCCACAGCACCCAUGUGGCCCAACACCUUCUGGAGUGCUGCGGAGGACGGCAUCAUCAGACAGUAUGACCUGCGGGAGAACAGCAAACGCUCUGAGGUGCUGAUUGACCUGACAGAGUUUUGUGGUCAGCUGGUUGAGGCCAAGUGUUUGGCUGUCAACCCACGGGACAACAACUAUAUGGCAGUGGGAGCCAAUGGUCCCUUUGUACGUCUCUAUGACAUCAGGAUGAUACACAACUACAGAAAAUCUAUGAGUCAGAGCACGUCUGCAGCUGUGCACACAUUCUGUGAUAGGCAGAAGCCCAUCCCAGACGGAGCCGGGCAGUAUUAUGUUGCAGGGCACCUGCCAGUGAAACUUCCAGACUACAAUAACCGCCUUAGGGUCCUGGUGGCCACAUAUGUCACCUUCAGUCCAGAUGGCACAGAGCUGCUUGUAAACAUGGGAGGGGAGCAGGUGUAUCUGUUUGAUUUGACAUUUAAACAAAGGCCGUACACCUUCUUGCUUCCAAAAAAGUGCCAGUCAUCCACAGGAGAUGUGCAGAAUGGAAAGACAACCAAUGGCGUCUCCAAUGGAAUUCACUUGCCAACCAGCCAUAUUCGCUUUGCUGCAAACAAGAUUCGCUCAAGUUCUUCUGAGCUCCCCUCUCACUUGGAGAAGAUAAAGCAACAAGCUAAUGAUGCAUUUGCACAACAGCAGUGGACACAGGCCAUCCAGCUGUACAGUUUAAGCAUUCAUGAGGCCAGCUGCAACGCCAUGCUGUACGGGAACCGGGCUGCAGCGUACAUGAAGCGAAAAUGGGACGGAGACCAUUACGAUGCCCUCAGGGACUGUCUGAAGGCUCUGACCUUAAACCCUAGCCACCUGAAAGCCCAUUUCAGACUGGCACGGUGUCUGUUCGAGCUGAAGUAUGUGACAGAGGCUCUGGAGUGUUUGGAUGAUUUCAGGGGAAAGUUUCCAGAGCAGGCGCACAGUAAUGCCUGUGAUGCCUUAGAUAAAGAUAUCAAGGCGGCUCUCUUCUCUAAGACAGAAUCAGCAACUGAAGAUAAGAAGUCCAACAGCUCCAUACGAUUCCACUCGUACAGUAGGAAAGAGUCGAUCCCCGAAGACGAGCUGGUGCUGAGAGAGCGCAGCUUCGACUACAAGCACAGAUACUGUGGUCACUGCAACACCACCACAGACAUCAAAGAGGCCAACUUCUUUGGGAGGUCAGUAGAUCUGACUCUCAGCCUGCAGAGGCCUCACUAGGGGGCAAUCACGAGCUUGUGAUACAAAGUGAAAAGCAGCUUUCAUUCAUGAAUCUAGUCUGUGGGAAUGAUAUCAACCAGGUUUUGAUAUUGAGCA
Paralichthys olivaceus (Japanese flounder) is the source of this 2031-nucleotide messenger RNA. NCBI's taxonomy places the organism in Eukaryota, Metazoa, Chordata, Actinopteri, Pleuronectiformes, Paralichthyidae. The record is from RefSeq and is a predicted model, not a curated record.